This is a messenger RNA of Coccinella septempunctata (seven-spotted ladybird), 1714 nucleotides long. RefSeq lists its product as uncharacterized. Bases 1 to 1425 code for a protein of 474 amino acids. The transcript is spliced from 7 exons. Lineage: Eukaryota; Metazoa; Arthropoda; Insecta; Coleoptera; Coccinellidae. The record is from RefSeq and is a predicted model, not a curated record.
AUGGACGACGGUCAUUAUUGUCACAUUGGCUUCAGCAAUGCACUAAAGAUAAUUGUAGAAAAUCGAAAUGCUUCUGAUCAUAAAACAAAUUCUAUAAAUGUUAUGGUUCAUGUGGACGGAGCUCCUUUAGGUUCUUCAGCCGAAAAAGGACUUUGGACCAUAUUGUGUAAAGAUUCCGAAUUUGAAAAUGUUUUUGUUAUCGGACUUUAUCAUGGCGUUAGUGAGCCUAAAGAUCCUAAUGUGUUCCUUAGAAAAUUCGUAGAAGAAGCUACUGCAGUUUGCGUUAAUGGUUUCGAGAUUAAUGGUGAAAUAUUUCAAAUAAAAAUACAUGCUAACAUCUGUGACGUCCCGGCUAAAUCGUUCAUUUUGAAUACUAAAUAUCAUAGUGGUUACCAUAGUUGCAAUGAUUAUGUUGAAGCUGUGGCUGAAAUCAAAGCUAAUUUAGAUGAACUAAGUGGAGGUAGCGAUGCUGAAAAAAUGAAAAAAUCCAGGGCAAGAAGAAAGAAAAUUUCUUAUCAAGGUCUUGGUGAUUACAGUGGAGCUGUUGCAGACGCUGAAAUGAAGGCUGAUUCAGAUGUACCAAGUAGUGAGAGUGAUGUUGAAAGAAUGAAAAUUCCCAAGUCGAGGGGAAAAACAAGUUUUUUCGAGAACAGAAAUAAAAGUAUUUCGAUAGAUUCAAAAGACAGUGAAACUGAUGAACACGAUGAAACAUUAAAAAAUACAGAUGAAAACAGCUCUAAAUCAUUGCCUUCAUCUCUUUCAUUGUGUGUGUCACCUCAAGUUCAAAAUGGGCCCACAGUUGCAGAUACUCAGAUAGAUGAGCAACUAAAUUCAGAAAGAGAUAUACUCUUCUCUAUGCAUGGUAUGUUGAAAAAAAUAAUGACCAGUAUUCAUGCAUUGAGCAUGAAGCAGGACAGACUAGAAGGAAGACUGAGGCAGUUAGAAAGUCGCGGCCUCAUGAAUAAUGCAGUAGCUAGUGUUACUUCAAGUUUUAUGGUGAACGACGCUAUAGUAAAACGUUUUCCAAUAGAUUCUAAAGAAAAAUUGGAAAUAAUGGAAAAUGAUUUGAAAAAACGGAAUAUUUUCAAUGAUGUGGUUCAUUUCAUGAAAAGCAAGGGCGGAAGCAGUGCACAUGACUUAAUUUAUAAUAUAUUAGGAUCUAUGGUGACAAAUGAUCUGGCAUCCCAUUACAGCUUUUACGGGCAGAAGAAAAAAGGCAAAUUUCAGGAAUUGCUUUUAUGCUCCUGUAUUUUCUUUGCCGUAAGAACAGUUAAUGACAAGAUCACAGAUGCAGAAAUCAUUACCAGCAUUCGUAUGUGGUUGGACAACUCAAAAACGAGGGCUGAAAGAAAUAAGAAGAAUGCCAGUAGUGGUCGACGGGUAUUCUCCCUGGUCAUGCCAGAAGAUGAUAUACAGGAAGAUUGAGAGAUAAAUGGUGUUAAGAUGAUGAAUAGAUUCCAAUAAAAAAUUUUUCACUGAUUUGCAACUACUUAAUUCAAAUGAAAAACCUUAUGCAUAUAUUAUUUCCAGGAAAUGCUUUUGAAUGUUUCAAUGGUCAAAAAUUAUACUCUGAAAUCUUCCCGAAAAUAUUCUCGCAAGAUUUGUUUGGAAUAACAGGAAAUAUUUCUCAAAAAAAUGUGAGAAACAUUUUCAACAUUGCAAUUGUUUUGAAAUUUUUCAGCAAUAAUUCAUUAUUUUGUGAAAGUUUCUAACA